This is a messenger RNA of Gigantopelta aegis, 4122 nucleotides long. RefSeq names its product deleted in malignant brain tumors 1 protein-like. Gene Ontology annotation, cellular component: membrane. The transcript is spliced from 20 exons. The record is from RefSeq and is a predicted model, not a curated record. Lineage: Eukaryota; Metazoa; Mollusca; Gastropoda; Neomphalida; Peltospiridae. The coding region runs from base 90 to 3728 and encodes 1212 amino acids.
CUUCUCGCAAAGGUAGACAAUGAGAGCGCUGUUGUUCGGCGUAGCCACUUGAAACCUUAGCGUCUUCACCUGGAGGGACGCGCUGUCACAUGGUGUGGACGAAAAUGAACAAUGUUUAUUUUAUAAUAAGUUUGCUUUUGUUCACCUGUGGUCUAGCCGAGGAAAGUUUAAAGAAUUUAACGAUUUCUGAAGUCGAUGACCAUCCAUAUCUGCGGCUAGUCGGCGGCACCAACACCUCUGGACGCGUGGAGAUAUUUCAUUUCGGCAAAUGGGGGACGGUGUGCGACGAUCGAUGGGGAAACAGCGACGCCAAAGUCGUCUGCCGAAUGCUGGGUUUACCCUUCGAAGGCGCGGAACCAAGGAAUGGAGCACAUUUCGGACCUGGUUUCUACCCCAUUAUUCUCGAUGAGGUCAAGUGCAAUGGCGACGAAUUAAACAUCACACAGUGCAAACAUUCGGGAUGGGGUAUACACAAUUGUCGGCAUGGUGAAGAUGCUGGGGUCACGUGCAAGUCAGCGAGUGACGGCAACAUCACGAUACGUCUGGUCGGUGGGCCCGACAACACGUCAGGACGGCUGGAGGUGUUUCACAACGGCGAGUGGGGCAACGUGUGCGACGACGGCUGGGACACACGGGAGGCGCAGGUCAUCUGCAGAAUGAUGGGAUUGCCGUCAAGUGGAUCCGAGUCGAAGAAGCAGGCGUAUUUCGGGAAGGGCAACCAGACGAUCAUCCUGGACGACAUCAAGUGUAACGGCACGGAGACCAGUCUGGCGCAGUGUCGACACUCCGGCUGGGGCAGCCACGACUGCACUCAUAGUGAAGACGUCGGCGUCAUCUGUAGACCAGACGGGAUGAGCAACAUAUCGGUACGACUGGUGAAUGGCCUACUGAAUUCUGGUCGGGUGGAAGUCUUCUACAACGGCUCCUGGGGCACCGUCUGUGACGACAGCUGGGACACUGCCGCAGCAAAAGUCGUCUGCAGGAUGCUCGGUCUUCCAUAUGAAGCGGCCGAGGCCCAGUCAGAGGCUCACUUUAACGACGAAAGUCUUCCCAUCGUUCUGGACGACGUCCACUGCUAUGGGUGGGAAACAGGUUUGAGUGACUGCGGCCAUUCUGGAUGGGGAGUCCACAACUGCAAACACAAUGAGGAUGCCAGUGUUAUCUGUCAGUCAGAAAGAACCUACAACCUCACUGUUCGUCUGGUGGGUGACAGUAAAGAGUACGGGCGGGUGGAGGUCUACCACGACGGCCAGUGGGGCACGAUCUGUGACGACGAGUGGGACACACGAGAUGCACGGGUCGUCUGCAAGAUGCUGGGAUUGCCACAUGAAGGGGCCCAGCCACGCCGUAAAGCUUACUUCGGUGUAGGGAACAAGAAGAUCCUUCUUGACGACAUGGGGUGUAAUGGCACGGAGACGUCGCUGUUGUCGUGUCGCCACUCCGGCUGGGGCAUCCACGAUUGCGACAGCCACGAAGAUGCUGGGGUUAUAUGCGAAUCAGGCUUAAACGAGACGCUACAGGUGCGGUUAGUGAAUGGGACAAAAACUUCGGGCCGUGUUGAAAUAUUUCACAACGGGACGUGGGGAACUGUUUGUGACGAUGACUGGGACAACAGGGCAGCACAGGUGGUGUGCAGAAUGCUGGGCUUACCAACUACAGGCGCGCAGGCAGCCAGUGGCACUAAGUUUGGGUUUGGGGACGACAGUACGCCUAUUCUGGUGAAUUACGUCAACUGCUAUGGGGACGAGACUAACCUGGACCAGUGUGGACACGGAGGGUGGGGAACACACGACUGUCUGCACGAAGAGGACGCUGGGGUGGUCUGUCAAAAGGAGUCCACUGAGAAUUUGACUGUUCGUUUGGUGAACGGGACGACGACGUCCGGAAGAGUGGAGGUGUUGCACAACGGAGAAUGGGGGACAGUCUGCGAUGAUAAGUGGGACACACGGGAAGCACGUGUAAUCUGUAGGAUGCUGGGAUUGCCCUUCGAGGGUGCGGAACCAAAACACAAGGCUUAUUUCGGCCAGGGAAACAACUCCGUACACCUGGACGACGUCGAGUGUUACGGUGCGGAGGAGUCCCUUGUGCAGUGUAACCACGCGGGCUGGCAACACCAUGACUGUGAACACGACGAGGACGCUGGGGUGUUGUGCCUGCCAGCAGAGGUGGAUCAAGGGGCCAAAGUUCGUCUGCUGAACAAAGGCAACUACUCUGGAAGAGUGGAGAUCAAAUACAAUGGAACGUGGGGUACAGUUUGCGAUGACUCAUGGGACACUAAAGAUGCCAAAGUCAUCUGCCGAAUGCUUAACUUACCAUACGAAGGCGCAGAAGCAAGAAGCCAGGCUCAUUUUGGUGAAGGUGUUGAUCUCAUCUAUCUAGACAACGUCGACUGCUAUGGCUGGGAACCCACUAUUGCCAUGUGUGGCCAUUCUGGCUGGGGAACACACAACUGCAAACACAGAGAAGAUGCAGGCGUCAUUUGUGGUGAAAAAAGUGGUGAAAACGUGACCGUGCGUCUGGUCGGAGGGACGAACUCGUCUGGCAGGGUGGAGGUCUUCAGACACAAUGUAUGGGGCACAGUCUGUGACGACAGGUGGGACUCCAAGGAUGCACGAGUUGUCUGCAGAAUGCUUGGAUUACCUUUCGAAGGUGCCGAACCAAGACGUCGGGCGCAUUACGGGCGCGGUAAAGUUCCGAUCACGUUAGACAGCGUGGACUGUGAGGGAACCGAGACGAAUCUCGGCAUGUGUCGUCACAUGGGCUGGGGUAACCAUGACUGUCACCACGGAGAGGAUGCCGGCGUUUUCUGCAAAGGAGAAAAUGGUAACCGAACUGUUCGAGUGCGGCUGGCAAAUGGUACGUCAUCUUCCGGCCGCGUAGAAAUACAGUACCAGGGAGAGUGGGGUACUGUGUGUGACGACGAAUGGGGAAGAAAUGAUGCAAAGGUCGUUUGCAGGAUGCUGGGAUUACCCGUCGAUGGGGCGAUUGCCAAAUCACGCGCCUUCUUUGGUCGAGGAAGGGUGCCAGUUCUAAUGGACGGGGUUAACUGUGAUGGUUCCGAGGUCAACAUCGCUGACUGCAACCACGCCGGCUGGGGACUACACAAUUGCCAACACGAAGAAGACGCCAGCGUUAUUUGUGCUACGAGUACAAAUGAACGUCCAAAAAUUAGGAAAUCUUCAACAACAGUGCCUACGCCGAUCACUGCAACCACGGAAGCUACAAUUACCAUCGUUACGACGCCAAGACCAACCACCACGACGUCUACUACUACACAAUCACCUAAAAACACGUCAUCUUCGAAUGCAGCACCGUCUGCCCAUCACCGUAAUCAAUCCGCCACCUCCCCGCAUUUCCCAUACAGCAGCUCAAACACAACGCACAUGAUGCCAGUCCUACAAAAUGGCGGACCAAGUCUCGACCUAAACGACGUUAUCAUUGGCGUGUCUGUACCGAUAACAUUUUUACUGCUGAUCAUUGUGAUAAUGAGUGUGGUUAUCUGGCGACUGUGGCGCCAGCGAAAGUUUGGACUUUUCACAAAUGGAAUUAGCGAACGAGGUGACAAUAACAACACAGCGAUGACAAACCCAAUGUACGAUUUGACUGUAACGUCAGGCUGUGCAAACCCUGGCGCAGAUAUUUACAGUACUGUUGAUGAAUCAACAGAUAUAGGAUUCUGCAACCCAGUGUAUACCAACGAGAACGAGAGUUCCACGGACCCCGUUUAGGAUUUAAUAUUCUAUUCAGCUUGUUUAACCUUUUUAAUGUCCAAACGUUACUUUUUUUAAUGGUAAAAGUUAAAUAUGAGAAUGUAAAAUAUAUUCAAAUUCUGUGCAUUUUUUAAAUGCAAAAUUAUUUGAAUUUAGAAUUAUGAUGAAAAACUGCUUUUAUAGGGUUAUCAGUGAAAACCCUUUAAGACUCAAAUUAAAACAAAUAUAAUAAUGCUAAAUUUAUAGAAUACGUUCUAAUUUAAACUAAUUGCACUGGUGUUAUGUUUUUGAAAGUGGAGUUUGGUGAUAAUGUAAAUUUAUAUAUAAUACCAAAGAUACAUGUUUUAAAAAGUUGUUUCCUGUCAACGACCUGUUAAAAAUUAGCGGUAAUGGUAAUAAACCUUUUUUUCUU